Mugil cephalus (flathead mullet) is the source of this 2757-nucleotide messenger RNA. RefSeq names its product zinc finger protein 395a (gene znf395a). The record is from RefSeq and is a predicted model, not a curated record. Gene Ontology annotation, molecular function: DNA-binding transcription factor activity; RNA polymerase II cis-regulatory region sequence-specific DNA binding. The coding region runs from base 511 to 1617 and encodes 368 amino acids. Gene Ontology annotation, cellular component: nucleus. The transcript has 9 exons. NCBI's taxonomy places the organism in Eukaryota, Metazoa, Chordata, Actinopteri, Mugiliformes, Mugilidae. Gene Ontology annotation, biological process: regulation of transcription by RNA polymerase II.
AUUAACACACACACACACACACACACACACACACACACACACACACACACACACACACAGACACACACACUCUGACUGUAAAUGACUCAGUGUGAUUCCUCUCAGACUGAAUCCACAGCUGUUGGAUGUUUCUGACUCAUGUUCAUAAACUCUAGUUGGAUCAUGGUCGACACAGAAGAAGAAGGAGAAGAAGAAGGAGAAGAAGAAGAUCAGAAUCAGAAAACUUUAUUAAUCCUUAGAGGAAAUAGUUCUGCUGCUGUUGCUCCAUAAUGUGACAGUUUCCAAGGAGUCAAAUACAAACAGGACGAAGUAGAGAAAAAUAUAUUAGAUGUAAGAUGCAAAAAAAAAACAAGAUUGCACAAGUAAAGUAAAGGAAGAGGAAGAGGAAGAGGAAGAAGACCUGUCGUCUUUCUGUCCUGGCUCAGUCUCAGCUGAUUAAAACAUGAACAUGAACACAACACGUCUGGUUCUUUCGUUUCUGUGGUAGAGACCCUUAAAGCAUCGGUUUCCAUGGUAACCCUGUGUCUUUCAGACAUGCUGCCUCAGACCCGUCUGGGCAAACGUUCUCCUCUGGGGGCGCUGGUCGGGGUCAGAGGUCAUCCUGGACUGAAGGUGUUCUUACCGUGUGGACGAGCAGGUGAAUGUUCAGGUACGACGGAGCUCAUCGAUCAGAGCGACGCCUCCCUCUGGCCUCCGUCCUCCUCCUCCUCCUCCAGAUCUGUCUCCGCCUCCAUCGAUGUCCCCAGAAGCCAGAGGAGUCCUCAGGAGGUGGACAUGGACGAGCUCAUGGCGGCCAUGGUCCUCAGCAGCCUGUCCUGCAGCCCGCUGCAGCGAGGCCCCGCCCACCAGGAGGCAGCAGCUCCUCUGAUGGACGGUGGCGGCGGCGGUGACUUCUCUGACAGCGGCUACUGGAGCGUUGGCCACGCCCACGGAAGCCCCGCCCCCUCUCCAACGAUCGCAGAGUCUGACACCAGUCCGGCCACGCCCCCUGACGAGGGCCUGGACAUGGAGCCGGCUCCACGGAGACGCAGGAACUCGGUGAAGGUGGCCUUCAGGUGCCUGUGGCCGAGCUGUGGGAAGGAGCUCACAUCAGUGGUGGGAAUCAAACGUCACAUCAGGACGACGCACCUGUGCCGUGGUGGAGAACAUGAGCGAUGCUCUCGCAGCGAGGAGGAUUUUUACUACACUGAGAUCAACCAAUGGGAUGAGCAGCUGCAACAGUCUCCGCCCACAUCUCUCCUUUGUGACCCCACCCCUUCCUCCCCCCCAUCUCCAACCUGUGGCGCUUUGAGUCGCUCCGCCCCCUCCAGCUUCUGGCAGGUCCAAUCAGAGCACUCGUACCAGGCUCCACCUCCAAGUCACAUGGUGUCGGCAGCAGCUCUGACCACGCCCCCUUGCCGUUGGACGGCCCCUCCCACUACCUGCCACAGACAGACGUUGUCGUUCCGGGUGCGUUCAGUGAGCGUUGGUGAACAGUGGCUGCAGCAUCAGAGCGCCCCCUGCAGGAGGAGUCGGGGCGAGGCCAAGAAGUGUCGUAAAGUUUACGGCGUGGAGCUCAGGGACCAGUGGUGCACGGCCUGCCGCUGGAAGAAAGCCUGCCAACGCUUCCUGGACUGAGCGCCCCCUGCUGGACGCGUGUCCUCCCUUCAGCCCGGAACAACGUUUCAUUCGUUGUGUUUCCUGAACAGAUUUGGCAGCUUUGAAGCAGCGUUCACGUCCAACGACUCGCUGCUCAGCUGCCACUUUAUUAGGAACAAGCCGCGCAGAGAAAUCAGUGUCAUUUAAUACGUCACGAUAACAUAUCAAGAAUUAUUCCUGCAUCAUUUCUUUGAAGCAACAGUCAAAACCUUUGAGAUCGAAUCGUUCUAUUUUUGUGAAAUAUUUUGUGACUUUUUUUUUUUUUUAUCCGCUGAUCAUGUUUUUUUCUCGGUGCUCCACAUGUUAUAUAAAUAUCUCAGUUACUACUUAAUGAUACUGGAUUCACAGAGUUACACGCAGACAGUUUUUAUUUCGUCAUGAGUUCAGACAACGAAGCUGAAAUAUUAGCAUCAUAAAAACGAGACGGAAAACGUGUUGUGAUCUGACGAACGACUAAAAAGUUUAAAUAAUCAGCUGCAACAAGAAAUGAAGUAGAACCAACAAAGUGCCUGUAACUAGCUCAAGGGAUUACAGUUCACUACGGCUAACAUUAGCACGGUAGCUACCUGCUAAUGUUAGCCCCCUGUUAGCAUUAAUGACUAAAAAGUUGCCUAAAAUAGUGGAAAAAUUACAUUCAGUAAUUAAAUGCUAACAAAGUGCCUGUGGAUCAUUUUAGCACCAUAGCUACCAGCUGAUGUUAGCCAUGUUUUAGCAUGUUACUGUAAUUUGCACCAGCAUUUUGCUAUUUUUAUUUUUUGCUAAAGAGAAACCUUGAAAUAAACCAAAGGUCAUGAAUGUUCACUCUGAUGUAAACAGUGGCUAUGCUAGCUAGCUAAUAAUUAACAUAGCUAGCUAGCUAAUACUUAACAUAGCUAGCUAGCUAAUAAUUAACAUAGCUAGCUAGCUAAUACUUAACAUAGCUAGCUAGCUAAUACUUAACAUAGCUAGCUAGCUAAUAAUUAACACAGCUAGCUAGCUAAUGCUAUCCAGGUGUAACUCAGAGUCUUUCUCCUGAAUUCGAUGACGUGUUUGCAUGUUGUGUUUUUAUUAACCUGGAAACUGUUUUUCUAUGAAUCUUCUUUUUGUACCUGAUGUUUUAAUUAAAGCAGAAAGAAACGA